Clonostachys rhizophaga is the source of this 582-nucleotide messenger RNA. The record is from the annotation of a GenBank genome assembly. Lineage: Eukaryota; Fungi; Ascomycota; Sordariomycetes; Hypocreales; Bionectriaceae.
AUGACUGUCCUGGGGAAACGGAAAAAGCCUGAGAGCGCAAUCUCCCAAGAAGAGGCCGAGGCUAUCUUCCGCCGCCACUUCGAAGCUCAAUUCCAACCGAUCGAUGAGGGCGAGUCGAAAAAGAAGUCUACAAAAUCUCAGGAUACCGAUGGCAGCGACGACCAAUCCGCCGACUCUGGAAGCGAUGAAGAUGGGGAGAGCCAGGAGGAAGAGGAUGUAGAAGGCGAUGAAUGGGGUGGCUUGUCAGGCGACAGCGAGGACGACGACGAGAUUGACGACGAAGAUGACGACGAGCCAGCAAUAGAAGUAAUAGACCACUCACAGCCAAGGGUCCCAAACCCGGAAGCCAUGUCAAAAAGCGAACUUAAAGCCUUCAUGGCGAAGGAGAACAACGUCAUCCUGGAGCACGACACCGCCAAGAAGAGGAGGAAGAGGGAUCGUGGGAGGGAUGGGGAGGUCAACGGCCCCAGCGUCGGCCGGAUGAGAGGCGCGGAGCUGAGGAUCAGCGACAGGGACGUGAGGAGCAUAGAGGGUACCCGAGAUGUAUUUGGACGCAAAGGUGGCAAGGGCAGACGGCGAUAA